AUGGCGACGUCCCUCUUUUCACAACAAUUACGCCCGUCGCUCUUCUCAUCAGAUACAGCUGGUUUUGUGUGCAAGACCUGCCGGCGGAAUGCCGCUUCAUUUCGAAGGACGAGAAAAGCGCUGCGCGUGAAAGUCGACCCUUCAUUUGCGCCCUCCAAGACGGCAACCGAAGACCACAUCAUCUUUAAUCCUCCAUCGAGCGCGCCAAAUGUCUAUCACACCCCCUCCAAGUUUCUACCCAAAUCGGAUCCCCGAAGAGCGCUCUACACCGUACCCAAAUCACCCGCAGAAGCACCAGCAGCACCCUCAGGAGUCUUGGCUUCAAUAGCUGCGGAAAGAGCAUCAUCAUCACGACCAGCAGCAACCCUCAAGCCAGUGAGACCGAUCCAGGAGAAGAAAUACCACCUCACACCAGAGCAAAUCGAUGAGAUACGAAGAUUAAGAGCUGAGGACCCCCGGCAGUGGACUCGGGUGAGGCUGGCAGAAAAGUUUGAGUGCUCGCAAUUCUUUGUGAGCUUAUGUUGCUCUGCUCCGGAGAUCAAGGCAGAGAGAGAUAGAGAGCUGGAAGAGAUCAAGGCAAAAUGGGGACGGAGGAAGAGGGAAGCCAGAGAUGCCAGGCAAGAGCGGAAGAAGCUAUGGGGACAGGAUGCCUAG
Molecule: messenger RNA, 654 nt
Organism: Lecanosticta acicola
Lineage: Eukaryota; Fungi; Ascomycota; Dothideomycetes; Mycosphaerellales; Mycosphaerellaceae
Source: the annotation of a GenBank genome assembly